Hansenula anomala is the source of this 2844-nucleotide messenger RNA. RefSeq lists its product as uncharacterized. Gene Ontology annotation, molecular function: RNA binding. The transcript has a single exon. The coding region runs from base 33 to 2744 and encodes 903 amino acids. The record is from RefSeq and is a predicted model, not a curated record. Lineage: Eukaryota; Fungi; Ascomycota; Saccharomycetes; Phaffomycetales; Wickerhamomycetaceae.
UAGCUACCGAUCCAGAGGAAUAAUUAAGCUUGAUGUCACAGAAAGAGGCCUCUCCAUCUUCAGCAGGCCAUUCAAUAACUUCUGUUAAUUCAACAAAUGCCACCUCCACUGCAAACUCUUCAACUUCAGAUUCGCUGUACGCAGCAAUCCCCUUGAAAUAUACAUCUUUGGUUAGAUCCAAGACUCAAGGAUACCUCUAUGAAUCAAAUACUGGACUAUGGAGAGAUCUAAAAGCUAAUGAUACAUUGGUCCUUUCCCAAAUUGCUCAAAAUUUAAGUGGGAACUACAAGAUCAUUGACAACUUUGCUGGCUUAGAUGCUCAACUCUCACAAUUGUUAGCCAAUGAAUACUUGGCUGUGUCAGAAUCAAGAGGAAAUGAACAACUAUUACAUCUAAAAAUUGAUUCAUCAAGUGAUCAAACCAUCAAAGAGCAUUCAAGAUUAUUACAAAGAUAUCAAAAGGUUGACUUUAAGACACUGCUUGUUGAUAGAGGGAAGUUCAGAACCGUAUUCACCCCAACCGGUAUUGCCCAAGAUUUCCAAGAUUCUUUAACCCAACUUGCACAUUUCUGUGAGGUGGAAAUAUUGAUUAGUGCUAAGGUUGAGUAUUUCAAUUUAUCAAUCAAUCAAGAAUCACAGCCUGAUUUGUUGGACCAAAAUCUUUAUAUUUACAUCUUGGGUGAUUCUGAUGAUACAACAUUUGCCGAAACUAGAAUAAGAAUCUUACUUGAUAAUUACUUGGACCUUUUUGUGGACUCUGUUGAAGUUCCUUUAUCAAUGAUACCAUUAGUUGGUGGAGUUUCAUUUGGUGAUUUCAGGGCAAUUGCUAAAGAAACAGGUGUUAAUAUCUAUCUCCCUUCAAUCUUACCAGAAUUAGCACAAAACUCCAAAAGACACAAUCUAGAUAACAUCUAUUUGUCAGGAUUAGAAGCUCAAGUUUUGUUGGCUAAGAAGUUUUUGCUAGGUAUUGUUGAAAAGAGAAAGGAUGAAGUCUUCUAUAAAAAUAUUGAUAUAUUGAAAUUCAAAAAGGAUUCGAUAUUAUUGAACUUCAAAGACGAUAUAAGUUCAAUCAUGUGCAAAUAUGGUGUCUUCAUCCAACUGCCACCUCUAGGUGCUGAUGAAUCUACAAUCCACUUCCAAGGUACUACAUCUGAAUUAGUUGAACGUGCCAUCGUUGAUUUCACAACAUUAACUAAUGAAAUAUUCUUAACAAAUGUUUGGUUUCAUAAGGACACUUCAUCAAACGGCCACUUUGACCCUGCUGAUUUGAACGUUAAUGCUGGUGAACUGUAUGACCUAGUAUCAAGAAUCUCAAUAGCUUCCAAUGUUUCAAUUUACGUCAAUAAAGAUGCAGCUUCUUUUGAGUUUUGGGGGUCUCGGGAUGACUCUCUUAAAGCUAUUAAACAGUUCAACAGGUAUGCAAAUCAACUUUACAAUGAUUUCAAGCCAGAAAUUGAGUUCAAGAUUGAAUUAGGUGUCAGUUAUCACGAAUUUAUUAGUGGUAAGAAAAAUGGUAAGAUUUCAAAGAUUAUGAACAAUUUCAAAACUUCAACGAUCAACUUUGAGCCAUUGAAUGAAUACAGUUUAUUGGUUGACUUGAAGUCUAUUGAUUUCAAUGAAUUCUUGAACUCUUAUGAACAGUUACAAAAUGAGUUCCCAUCUGAAAUCAGAUUCUACAUUCCUGAAGCUUUCCAUAGACAAAUUAUUGGUACUGGUGGCUCAUUAAUUCAAUCAAUUAUGAGAAAGUACAAUGUUUUCAUCAAAUUUUCCAACAGCUAUGAUUUGAAAAAUAACUUUAAAAGCCCAAUAAGAUUUGAUAAUGUUAUUAUCAGAUGUCCAUCGAAAAAUUCUUCAAACAUACCAUUAGUUAAAAAUGAACUAAACAGCUUGUUGAUCAACAAUGAGAAUACAACUUUUUUCAACACCUAUUUCAAAUUAUCAAGAAACCAGUUCCGUUUGUUUGAUUUUAACAAGAUUCAACAAAUUGAAAAGAAAACUUCGACUUUUGUUAGAUUUCCAAAUUCAGAGCCAAAUGAUUAUGCACUUGUUGAAGUACUUGGUACUGAAAAUCACUCGGUGAAUGCCACAAAACUUUUCAUCAACGAAUUAGCUGAAAGUUAUGAAUUUAAGAUAACUUACUCAAAGAAAUUCCAUCAAAUUAUCAAUGAUACAAAUGAGUCCUAUGUUGAAAAGAUAAAGGUACCAUUUAAAAUUUUAUACAAUUUCGAGAUUAUGGGAAUUGACAAUAAGACUGAAGAAUCAGUUCCAUAUCAUUCAAUCAUUUUGAGUUUCUUACCAGAAAGUGAUUUGUUUUUAGAAGAUGCCAUAACCUACUUAACCAGUUUCUUGCGUGAAAAUGAGUUCAUGAUCUUGGAUAGAGGUGAAUUAUCAAAUAAUGACUCUAUAAUUCAUGGUUCAGCAUCAAGAUAUACCCAAUUCAAUCAAAAUAACUACAACAUUAAGUUGAAUGCAAAAUCCCACAGUGCUGGUGGGUUUUAUGAUACCAAUUUCUCAAAAUACCCACUAUCUGAUGUACCAGUUCAGUUACCACAAUCGCAACAAUUAUUUCAAUUACCAAACCUUCAUGAAAGAAUUCUUGUUUCUCAGCCAACUUUAGUUCAACCAUUAGGUGUUCAUACUGUCAAUCAACAACCUCAACAACAGUUGAAAAAACGCCCGGUUACACAUAAUGGCUAUGAUAACAUUGCCAAUAAACAAAAUUUCCAGCAAAGAAGGCCAUUUUGAUCAAUAAUACCCACAUAUUUAUGCCAAAAGUUUCAUCAUAUGUCAUUUUUCAUACCACUAAACCAUUAUUUCUGCUUUUUCUCAUCUUUUUAACAAUACC